This is a messenger RNA of Neltuma alba, 1924 nucleotides long. RefSeq names its product magnesium transporter MRS2-1. The transcript has 6 exons. Gene Ontology annotation, biological process: magnesium ion transport; transmembrane transport. Gene Ontology annotation, cellular component: membrane. Gene Ontology annotation, molecular function: magnesium ion transmembrane transporter activity. Lineage: Eukaryota; Viridiplantae; Streptophyta; Magnoliopsida; Fabales; Fabaceae. Bases 296 to 1633 code for a protein of 445 amino acids. The record is from RefSeq and is a predicted model, not a curated record.
AGUUCCCCAGCAUUUAUUUCCAGUCUCUCGCACUUUGUCAUUUAUCUAAAUUCUAGGGUUUUAUCAUUUUCUCCUCAUGCCCCUUCGCGUUAGUUUCAUUGUAAUUUGAUAAAAACCAUUCCUUUUUGGUCGCAGACUAUUGUUAUUGCAAAUCUGAAGCCUCCGGCAUCGGCUUUUACGCACAUCUGUGUAAUUUUCCGCAUCGUCUUUUAUGCAAAUCACUAUACUGAGUAAUUUGAAGUUCUUCUGCGGGAGAAUCAACUGAAUUUCUCCUUGGAGUUAGCCAACCUUGAUAAUGGCAGACCUCAAAGAGCGGCUAUUACUUCCCCCAAAACCAGCAUCAGCCCUUAAUUUGAGAGAGCCAGUCAAUCGACCAUCAGCAUCUGGAAGGCAACCCUUACAAGGAGUGGAUGUGUUGGGGCUAAAGAAGCGGGGUCAAGGUCUUCGAUCAUGGAUUCGUGUUGACACAUCUGGAAACUCUCAGGCUAUUGAAGUAGACAAGUUCACUAUGAUGCGACGGUGCGAUCUACCUGCACGUGAUCUUCGCCUGCUAGAUCCUUUGUUUGUGUAUCCAUCAACUAUCUUGGGAAGAGAAAAGGCUAUUGUUGUAAAUCUUGAGCAGAUACGGUGUAUUAUUACAGCAGAUGAAGUUCUUCUCUUGAAUUCCCUAGAUAGUUAUGUAUUACACUAUGUGAUGGAGUUGCAACGCCGGCUAACUACUGCAGGGGUAGGUGAUGUUUGGCAGUCAGAAAAUUCUGAUAUGAGCCGAAGAAGAGGAAGUAGGAGUUUUGACAAUGCCUUUAACAACACAUCCCCUGAUUAUCUGCCUUUUGAGUUUAGAGCUCUUGAAGUUGCCUUGGAGUCAGCAUGCACAUUUCUUGACUCUCAGGCAGCAGAAUUAGAAAUUGAGGCCUAUCCUUUACUGGAUGAGUUAACAUCAAAGAUCAGUACAUUAAAUUUGGAACGUGUUCGUCGCUUGAAAAGUAGACUUGUUGCCUUGACUAGGAGAGUUCAGAAGGUUAGAGAUGAAAUAGAGCAGCUAAUGGAUGAUGAUGGCGAUAUGGCUGAAAUGUACCUCACUGAGAAGAAAAGUCGGAUGGAGUCAUCAUUUUUUGGAGAUCAUCAGUCUUCGAUGGGAUAUAAAUCAAAUGAUGCUGCAUCAAUUUCCGCACCAGUUUCUCCUGUUUCUUCACCUCCUGAUGCUCGGAGGCUUGACAAAUGUUUGAGCAUUGCAAGGAGUCGACAUGAAAGCAUGAAAAGUACAGAAAGUGCUACAGACAGUAUAGAAGAGCUUGAGAUGUUGUUGGAAGCUUACUUUGUUGUAAUUGAUAGCACCUUGAACAAGUUGACGUCGUUGAAAGAGUACAUUGAUGACACAGAAGAUUUCAUAAACAUCCAACUGGACAAUGUGCGCAAUCAGCUGAUCCAAUUUGAGCUUUUACUCACAACGGCAACAUUUGUGGUUGCCAUUUUUGGCGUGGUAGCUGGAGUAUUUGGAAUGAACUUUGAAAUCCCAUUAUUUGAUGUGCCCCAUGCAUUCAGCUGGGUCAUUAUAAUUACUGCAAUUUGUGGGGUCUUGAUAUUUUCUGCCUUUGUGUGGUUCUUCAAAUACAGAAGGCUCAUGCCCCUAUAGGAAGCCGAAGAUGGUUUCCGUGGUUAACAUUAUUUUUAGCUUUGCAUUAUUCAUGCAGAGAAAUUCUUUCAAAUUCAAUUUUGAAUCAGUUUUAGGUCAUUCCUUAAAGUAUUCUCUGUUCCCUAUUAGCAGUCUCUGUAUAUUGAGGACAAAAAUUUUCAGUCGAUUAGCAACAUAAAACUUGUGAUACUUUUCUGGACUUCUUGUCCAGGCCCCUUGAUCUUAUGAUGGUUGCGUCAUUGCUAUCUGUUAAUAAUAAGCAGCCAGCGUAUUCGGUACUGUUUAUGAUAA